AUGGAAGAUACCUCGAGGUGCAUCGAUGAUGUACUGAAAAUAGGACAACAGGAGAAGGAAAUAAGACAGGCAGAGUUUUCUGACGCACAAGGGGAGAGAGAGGAGGUUAAGUGUAUUGAUUACACAGUAGAUUUGGAAGCAGGUCUUCCGCGCCACGAGAGUAGUGGAAAAAGUAAUACCCUCAAACAGUGUUAUAACGCCGUUCUAGGGUUUCUCGAGGAACUCAUCAUCGUCAUUAUUAUUGUGUUGCUGUUGUACAGUUUGACAAUGGUAGGUCUUUUUUAUGUGAUGACGAUGACGAAGUUUUUGUUUUAA
Messenger RNA from Saccharomyces cerevisiae S288C, 315 nucleotides. RefSeq names its product Phm6p (gene PHM6). The coding region runs from base 1 to 315 and encodes 104 amino acids. The transcript has a single exon. Gene Ontology annotation, cellular component: vacuolar membrane. The record is from RefSeq and is marked reviewed. NCBI's taxonomy places the organism in Eukaryota, Fungi, Ascomycota, Saccharomycetes, Saccharomycetales, Saccharomycetaceae.